AUGGCUGUGGAUACUAUGGUCGCGAUCAAUGCAUCUCCUGGCUGUACUCGAAUGGAGAACGAAGUUUUUGAAACAGCUGGCAACCUCCCGCCCCAGAAAAUCCUGGUCUCUAGUUUCCUUGGAAAAGACGUCGAGACAGCCAAUCUCUUCAAGAUUGAAUUGGCGCUGGUGUUCUCCAUUCCUAAUAGUUAUAGGGCUGGCUUAUGUUGGUAUAAGCGUAUCAAAUACCACUCUCAGCUUAAGGGAGGCUAUGCUUCGCUUAUUAGGGAUUAUCGGGUGGGACUUUGCAAUAUUGAAACGCAUAUAUUCUCCAGUUGCCCUCACGAUACCCAGCUUAUACCAGGCUAUGAGCUCCCGCAGCCAGGCUUCUGGCCACCUGGACUACGGCCAACACAUUCAUCUAUGCAGAGUAUGCAGGUGAGCACCCAUGGCGGGCUUAACAUGUGA
Messenger RNA from Trichophyton rubrum CBS 118892, 447 nucleotides. RefSeq lists its product as uncharacterized. NCBI's taxonomy places the organism in Eukaryota, Fungi, Ascomycota, Eurotiomycetes, Onygenales, Arthrodermataceae. The coding region runs from base 1 to 447 and encodes 148 amino acids. The transcript is spliced from 2 exons. The record is from RefSeq and is a predicted model, not a curated record.